AUGGAUCAUAGGGAAUCGCUUGAUGUAUCGCAAAUAAAAUUUAUCCGAAAACAAUCCGAUAAACUAAUAUGUUUCGCAAAUAUACCACCACAGAAAGGAGUUGCGAUCUACAGAGAAUCCCUGCAAAAUAAAAAAAAUCUCAUACACCCACCAAAAUACAAAACGGAAUACAAGGCUUCCAGUAAUUUAAUGAAAAAUCGAUCGUUAAACGUUGAAAAAGAAAGAAAUGAGUGGCUGGAUAACAGUAACUCCGAGAAACGACAACGAUCUAUAAAAAAACUAAAAGAAGUUGAUGCAAACCGACUACCCGAACAAAAGAAAUUCGAUGAUCUUCGCGAAAGAUACAACAAAGUUUUUAAGAUUAAGGAACUCAUGGAAAAAGCCAUCAGUAAACACUCACUUUACGAUGAUUUUCUAAAAUCAGUAGUGAGGAUCGCUUCACCCGAAUUUAAACAACCUUACGAUUGUGUCCACCGUUACGAAGCUUUAAUGGACGCGAAAACAAUGAUUGGCGCAGAACAAGAAAAAUUAUUUUCGAUGUUACAACACGAAUUUACCGCAUAUCUUAAAAUGAAUAAUGACAACCAAUUAAAAUUAAUAGGACUCAUGAAUAAACACAACGAAUUAUACACACAGUAUGAACUCGCAAAAUCAAAGGUUAUGAAAUGGGAGAAUCAAGUUGGUUUAAUUUAUGAUUCAACAGUGGAAAUUAAAAGAUCAGUUAAUGAUGUUAAAGAGUCAUGUUUCGGUCUUUAUAAAAACAGUUGCGAUCGAAACACGGAUUGUUCGUUUGAUAAAGAUUUAAAUGUUAAGGAACAAUUGAAUGUUCUCAAGAAGGUAUUGAAUCAUUUUGAGAAUCUUAGCAAUGAAACAUUUAAAAUGGCUUUUGCUGCUAGAAGUGAAUUGUUUUAA
This is a messenger RNA of Onthophagus taurus, 912 nucleotides long. The record is from RefSeq and is a predicted model, not a curated record. NCBI's taxonomy places the organism in Eukaryota, Metazoa, Arthropoda, Insecta, Coleoptera, Scarabaeidae.